GUGCUGCGGUCGUGUGCGAUUCGCGCUGUGAUGUGAAUCAUGGCUUCUCCAAUGGGAAUUCGUGUGUGAUCAUCGCCGUCGCGUUGAUCGGCUCCCGCUUUUGUCGCCGCAGCUGUGUGUGUGCUGGUCACGAAAGUAGUAAACUGUGCCACCCUUUCGCGGUUUUUCGCGAUUAAUCGUAAAGAGCCGCGCAUGUUACAUGAAUGAAUAGAGAAGCGAGUGCCAAGGACAGGUUAAGUGAGCACCAUUGUCACAGCCAGCGCUUGGCCAGUGUCUCGGCGCAUUUUGGUCGAACUGCGUGCCGCUAUGGUGUCGUCCUAGCGCCGUACGUCCGCGAUUGCUGCGGCAGCGACGAUGGGCUUGGGAUACGCGAGCGUCGGCUGCUCGUCUAGGCCUAACAAAGCUCUCUGCGUCGGACAAAGGCGUACUCCUCUGACAGCUGACUGCGAACAGCGACGAGUCUGACGCGUCGGAAACGCGCCCAGCCCUGCACACCAUGGAGACUGUGGGAGAGUUCGAGUACAACACCAAGGAUUUGAUCGGCCACGGCGCCUUUGCGGUCGUCUACAAAGGACGCUACAAAACGAAGCCGGAGCUGCCGGUGGCCAUCAAGAGCAUCACCAAGAAGAACCUGGCAAAGUCGCAGAAUCUCCUCGGCAAGGAAAUUAAAAUUCUCAAGGAGCUGUCUGAGCUGCAUCACGAGAACGUGGUCGCCCUGCUCGACUGCAAGGAAACCACCCACCAUGUCCAUCUCGUCAUGGAGUACUGCAAUGGAGGAGACUUGGCCGAGUACCUCUUGGAGAAAGGUACGCUGAGUGAGACUACCAUCCGCCUUUUCCUGAGGCAAAUUGCUGGUGCCAUGCGAGCACUCAAUGCCAAGGGUAUCGUGCAUCGAGACCUGAAGCCGCAGAACAUCUUGCUCUGUCACGGGCCGCGACCCAAGCCGGCACCGGCGGACAUCACACUCAAGAUCGCGGACUUCGGCUUCGCGCGGUUUCUCCAGGACGGCGUCAUGGCGGCCACACUGUGUGGGUCGCCCAUGUACAUGGCGCCCGAGGUGAUCAUGUCUCUCCAGUACGAUGCCAAGGCCGAUCUAUGGAGUAUCGGCACCAUCGUGUUCCAGUGUCUCACGGGCACUGCACCAUUCAAGGCUCAGACUCCUCAGGCCCUGAAACAGUUCUACGAGAAAGCAACAAACCUAGCUCCCAAGAUACCAUCUGGAACGUCUCGUGAACUGCACGAUCUUCUGAGCAGGCUUCUCAAGAAGAAUGCAAAGGAUAGAAUGGAUUUUGAUGAGUUCUUCUCACAUCCAUUCUUGAAGACUGUGACCAAGCUGAGUUCUCCCAUGCCAGUGCCAUCGCGACGCUCAGCAUCUCCACCGGAUGUGGGGGGUGGAGCAGUGGCCCCUCCAUCAGGGGGCUGGGGCUCCCCCAUGUCGGGACAGCUUCCCCCUUCCCCUCAGGGCUGGUGUGGGGAAGACUUGGGGGGCUCGGGGGCGACGCAGGCAGCUGCCCUCAAGAGUGCCUCAUCCUCCUCCUCGCCUGAAGAACAGGACUUUGUUAUCGUCCCAACUUCGAUUGGAGAAGAUCAGCAAAGCAGUGGUGCUGGAGGUGCUCGAUGGCCUUCCGAGGACUCGGGCAGCACUCCAGCCAAGAAGAUGGCCUCGGGAGGCAAUGUGCCGGCAUCGCCAACGAGCCACGAGGGUUCUCCUAGACCUUCCUUCUUGCCCGUGCAGCAGCCGCAACAGCAGCAGCAAAUGAUGAAGCAGCAACAGCCAUCCCAUCAGCCCCAACCGAGAGCUCCCUGCGGCCCGCGGACAGAACCGAUUCCAGUUCCGUCGCAGAAGCGGGCCUUUGAGCAGAUGCAACGCAGCGGAGGCAGCAGCAGUGGUGGUGGUGCAGCCGCAACGACUGCAGUGCUGCCUUCUGAAGGAGCUGCCUCGCCCAACGAUAACAUGACUGGAGCACCUUCAUCGCCACGACGGAUGCAACUGGAGCGGAAGGACUCGCUGGGGUCGAACUCAAGCGACCUGGGGCGCAGGACGCCAGAUUUCUCCAACCUGUCUCCUCCCUCAGUGCAAUUCCACAUCGGGACUCCGCCCGGGGGUGGUCGCCGGCGCCACCUGAGUGGAGGAACCCCGCCGAGGGUCAGGCACUCCAUACCCAUCGCCACCUCGGGGUCACCUCUCCGACGACACUAUUGUGGCAUGGCCAACGUGAACCAGCUGGCGAUGCUGAAUGGCAACCCUCAGCAGCUGCCCCCCAUUCUCGGCUCACCGCUGAAUGGCCGGGAGGGAGACCCCAGCAUCGGCUUCAACCUCAACGCCAUCCGUAAUACGGCCCUGGCCACCCGAGCCAUGACAUUGCCGGAGAUGCGCAGAGAUGGCAGUGGAGGAUCUGACCAACUGGAUGGUGGCCUCCACAAGUCGGGCAGUGCUGGAGGCAGGCUAUACGACCAUGGGGCGUUCUUCCGAGGAGCCAACCUCGUCUCGGAGCAGGCAGCACUCGGCUCGUACAGCCCGCCAGGCAGCAUGGGUGCAUUCUUUCCGGGCAGUGGGGACUGGCCGGGGGGCCGGCUGAAUUCUCCGGGAGCCACGGCAGUGGCCCCGUGCUGCUUUCCUUUUGGCACUUCGCCGCCCACGGGCGAGCCACCAAACUUCGUGCCACCCCCCGAGCUGCCCCAAGAGACCCUCUUGGAUCGGGAGCACAACGAGACCCUGGCGAAGCUGCACUUCAUCGAUGCUCUGGUGGGAUGUAUCGUGGAGCUGGCGCGAUCCAAGGCGGAGCCUCUGGCCGCUGCCUUGACCGAGUCCAUGUACUGGCGGCAGUGCUGCUCGUCUCCAGAGGAACAGGUGGCCCGUGCACUCGGUGAGGGCCAUCGACGUGCCGAGCAGCUGGUGCUGUACGUACGGGCUGUGCAGCUUCUGGCCUCUGCACUCAACCUGGCCCGUGACCAGGUGGCUCAGAGGCGGCUCAGGGCAUCGUCGAGUGUGCGGCAGCUCCUGCGCAACAUGCAGCAGACCUUGCACCGCUGCAUGGACUGCUGCCGACGGCUGUCCCAGCAGGGGGUGCUGCAGGCCUCGGCAUCGACCACCUCGGUGCCCCCUCUGACGGCCGACCGGCUGCUCUACAACUAUGCCAUCGAUAUGUGCCAGACGGCUGCUAUGGGUGAGCUGUAUGUUCACACGGACGAGUACAACGGUGCCCUGGACGGCACGUCGAGUGAACACAGCCGCGAAGCAGUCACCAGUACCCUUACCGAGUGCUUUCGGCGCUACCAGACGGCCCAGAUCUUGCUGCACAGCUUGGCACAGCAAGUGGAAAACGACGACGACAGGGCAUUGCUCAACCGAUACAAGGACGCGGUGGAGAAGCGGCUCUACGUACUCCAGAGCGAAGGCCUCGUGUGCGCCUACGACUCCAGCUGUUGAGGAGGAAGCAUGGUGCACCGUUCCUCAGCCUCCCUUGUGUCAGCCCCUCCUUGCGUGACAUUGUGGUGCGUUUGCGCUGCUGCUGCCUGCCCUGACAAGUCGCCGUGCCUGAUGGUGGUCGCUUCGGAUGGACUUCAGCGACCUUGUUCAUUUCUUCAUUAGUUUCAUCAUCGCCCUCCAAGCUUCCUGUGUGUGUGUGCGUUUUUUUUUUUUUUCAAGGUCUAUUUUUAGUGUUACAAGAGCAGGGCUUUUUCUCAUGGACUCUUGCAAAGACAUUACUCACUCACGACUCAUGCGUGACUUUUCUUUUCUCAUUUCUGCAUUCUUCAUUUGUCAUCCUAGCAACAAAAAAUUAAAAAAAAAUUGCUGCACAAACUUCAGUUUCUUCAACGCUUUGGCAGUUCCUUUAAUUAAGUGGCACCCUGGCCCUAGAUCUCGUUUUCUGCACCGUAUUGUUGCGGUCGCGAGAUCCCUGACACAAAAAAAAAAGGGGGAGGGACCACAAAUGGGCGAGGGCUUUUUUUUUUUCCUUUCUUGCCUGUGUUUGCUGUACGAGACGUCUAAAAGUUGUGCAAGAGCUGCUGUUUACCUAAGGUGUUGGCAACUAAGCAACUUUUUGUGGUAAUGCUAAUGUAAGGAUGUCAUCGAACACAUGUACAACUUCUGCAAACACUUGUUGGCCUCCCACUUUUGUUACCUAGCUGAAAUAACGAAUUUCGCUGAUUAACAUGCUUAAGGUGGCAGGUUACGCACCGACUAGCAUGCUAAUGGGCACACCUGUCUGCCUAGCUAGUGUAUGCACCAAAUCACACUUUUCAUAUCCUCUAUUCUUACAAGUAGUCUAUUCCUAAACUCAAUCCCACAGUUGUUCGUUUGCAACGCUUGGUUUAUUUUGCUCUUUCAGUCGUUCUCGGUGCAUACCUUGCAAUCGGAUAGUUUGCAGAGUACCGACUUUCUCUCUGUUGGUACCUGAUACCGCUUUUUUUAGGCCUUGCUGCAAUAGUAGAAAACGGGUGUGUUACAAAUAAGUAGCUUUUUUUUCAAAAGGGGCCAAAUCCAAAACCGAAACAUGCCAAGUAAGGCUGUAUUGGCACAUACAUACUUUCAACUUUUCUUGAAAACAGUAAUAAUAAAGUAAUGUUGUCAAUUUAUUAGUGAUGUGUGUAGAGGAAUGUUUAGACUAUGUAUGUUCCUGUAGAGCCUUAUUUGAGCUAGUUGUAGUUUUGCAUCUGGCCCAUUUCGAAAAAUAAGCUCCUCAAACGCUGUGGCUACCACGUCGAAGUUCCACAAGUGUGGAACGUGUGCUGUCUAAUUUACCCCCCUCCCAACCCUCCCAGACCCUUGUCUUCUCAUUGCCUUCAAUCAUGGAGCUUACCCCUUCCCUAAUUUAUUUACCUUACCCAAGUUUUUCUAGUACCCGAGAGAGCUGUUCUCUAAAGAAGUUGUGAUAAAAACAACCCUUACCCCCACACGGCAAAGGGGAGAAUCGCAUCCGGCAAUUCAUGACAUUCUGUAAAAAAAGUGUUGCGCCCUUUGAAACAUGCCUUUGUCACGCGGAAGUAAUCGCCCAUAAUUUUUGCAUGCACUCGCAUUCUAAUCCUCUGUGUUGUUAGUGCUCAGUGUCUGCGUCAAUCAGUGACAUGUACCAUUACGCAUUCAGUCAAACUUCAAUGUAACAAAUGCAGAUGUAACAAAUCAUUAUAGUCUUGCCAUCAAUAUAAUCUCGCGGUACACACGUGUUUGUAAUGAAGUAUGAGCAUAUGUAGCAAAGCCACUUUCGUAUCUGAUGCUUCUUGUUUUGAGGCUCGACUUUAGCCUGCCUCAGACCCCCCUCCCCUCUCGGGAAGCUUUUUCCAAGAAACGAAAAUAAAGGUGGACCUGCAUGCUCUAAAUAGGCUGGUUAUUCCUAUGGGACAAGGGCAGACCUCGAAGAAAGUGUAGCUUUCCGUUUUUCCUUCAAGAAUGUAGGUUGUGGACCAAAGUGACCAUAGGUGGUGCUUAAGGAUGUCGAUUUCCCUGCUGCUGUGUAGGUGACUAGUCAGAUUGCCUGAGUGAGGAUUGAGAGUGGAUUCCCUUGAAAAACAAUUGACAGUCGAACCGCUUGGGUUUCGGGCCAAAAGCCAUGAGGAGAGAAAUUGUGCGGCAAAAUCUUUGCUCUGCUAAUUACCCGACGUGCCUGCAGACGUUGUCUAUUCGCCACUCGUCCUGUUUCAUUAUCUCUCUACUCGCCCGUUUACCUUCAUAUGCUUGCUGCUGCUGAUUGGUUUCUGCAACAAAUAAAUGCCAAUAUGAAUGAACAUUAUAAGAACAUCAAGUCUAAACAUUGUUGCUCCCUUCAAAAAUAUAUGUAAUAAUUAAAACAGUGUACCCGAGUCAACGCUUCUUUCACAUGUACCUUUCAUGUUGCAGUGGGCCUUUAAUGUUUUGUUUAUUGUCACAUUUUCUUAAGUGAAAGCACAAUUUCGCACUUCUGUUGACAGGUUUAGACGCAUGCUCGUAUUUUUUAUGUUAAUGCCACGGUGCAUUGUGAUUGCAGCGUAUAAAGGCCCACAAGUUUUGUCAGGUAGUUCUUUCUUUUUUUGUCGGCUCAUUUCGAAGCCUUUCUGAGCAGCUCAGAGUAAUUUAGCAGAGCCUCAUGGCUUUUGGCACUGUCAAAUCUGUGACUGAAGUGAGGAUGUGGUGUGGAAGGUAUUGCAAUGUUUAGUGAGCUCGUUUGUCGGAAAUUUCAUUUUUGCGUUUCCUUGUUUUACCACGCUUCCGUGGUGUGGUUGCACUGCUGAGGCAUACGAUGGUAUUGGCAAUAAUCGUGUGUCUCGUAAGAACGGCAUCAAAACAGUUUGCACACUUGGUUUUUCUCGACUGUUUAUCCCUCGUACCCUAUUCUGCAUGGCAUGCUAACUUUAACCAAUGUUUUUAUAGGGCGCACGCCAUAAGUAGUUAGUAGUUAAAGGUCGGCAGAGCAUUGUAGUGUUUCAUGACAAUCCUGGCCGUUUUGUGGCUCGGGUUUGCGUGGGGUGCAUGUGUGCAUAUUGCUUCUUGAAAGCACUUGACAAGAUGCAGGCAGGCUCUCAAGGGAAGAAAUAUAAUGUAUCUGAGAAUAUAGGGAGCUUUCCUAGUGGCUUGCAGCAUUGCCUCAAAUGAGACGUACUACAAAGGCUGUCAUUUCUGGUCAUGACAGUUGGGUAAAACUACGUGUAUACCGACAGUGCAGGGGGAUGUUUCUGUUUCGCCAUUACGUACAACAGUUGACGAGAGAGAGACCAAGUUCAUUUAUGAGUGACACUCGUAACAUCAUUGUAAGCCAAGUUGUGGUUGGGGAAAAUUGCUUUGAGUGCUCUUCAGGAGGAGUUACCAGAGCAAGGACAUGCCUAACAAACGUUAGGGGCUGAUGGAAGACAUCGUGUUGUAUAUUAUUAGCGCUCUUGUAUCGACAUCAACACGUAUCAAGCAAAAAAAAAGCAAGAAAAAAAAAGGAAAGUUAUUCCUGUGGAACGUUGAGCCUUUUCCAACAUUUUUUCAUGCCACUGCUCUUGUUUACUGCAAGCUUUGGCUCAUGGGCGUAUAUGGUUUCGGAAUGGUUGUGUAGCGGAAAUACCAAAGUGUGCAAACGGUGAAAUGUAAUGUACGGUGUGCCUGCUUUUCAUUUCUAUACAAUGUAUGAGAUACGCACGCUGAUUAUCUUAUACUGGUGGUAGGCUUGUUUUCCAUUUUUAAAACGGUGUUGCCACUAGUGUGUAUUUGGCUGUGUAGCUAUGUGCUUAGGUGUGUAGGCACACACCAGCAAUCGAUGCCUUGGGGACGGAGUUCCAGUUCUCUGUGGGUGGACUGCAACAGUCUAUUGUAGCGUGGCAUCUUGAAAGAGUUUGUAGAAAAGCUGUGCGCUCUGUACUGGUAGUGGGGUUCCUAUGUUGCAGUGUUCUAGUACUUGCCGUUGUUUCUCAUAAAGGCUUUAAGGUGGUGUUUGUUAGGCUGGGCUUCAGAUCACACUAGCCUUCUGUAUGUCGUAGGUAGCUUUGUGCGCAAGCACUUCGUAAGCCCGAUAGAGCAGUCAUUCCUGUAGUUACAAAUCAGUGGGUCACUAAAUUUUUUUUCGCGCUUUUAAUGAUUUUUAACGUUCGCAUCCCCUUCAUGAUUUUACUGUGGAGGUCACCAGAGGUGUGUUAUUCAUGUCUGUGUGUGAUAGCCUUGUGUGUGUAAGCCGUUUCAUGACAGUUUGAUGCCUACAGAAGCAGCACGACUUCAUAGUAGGCGGGUACUUUUACAGGAAAGGUGAGAAAAUAAGAAAAAAAAUACAAAAAAGCUGUAGUCUCUGUUUGUGAAUGUCUUUGGAAGAAAGUGUUGUGAUAUUUACUCAUUGCUGCUAUACAUACAACUAUAAAUAAACGCGCCUGGUUGUGCUACACACAGAUAGACGUAAGUGAUGCUGGACGUAGAUGAAGAAUCCUUGCUGUACAGCUUUUCUCCUUUUUGCAUUCGGAACUACGCUUGCCGUACGCUGGCCGGUUGGAAUAUGUAUGCAUGGUAGUUGUGUUGACAGUGCUUCAUUGCGGAUGGGUCUCCCGUUAUUCAGAAGGCCAGCCCUUUUUCCUUAUGGGCACUUACUCUCUACUUGCUGGUUCAUGGCUAGAGGUUUUUCCCAUAAGGUGUAGUUCUCGUUUAGAUUGGGUAAACUGCAGACAGUGGAAUAUACCAUCUCUCAUGUCGCUCACAAAAAUUGUCUGCAGCGAAAGUUACCUCUCCAGGUAGCGUGCCUCUGCUGAGCUCAUUGGGAUUAUUCUUUGUCAUUUGUCGAUUGGGGGGCUCUGAUGUCUUUUAUACAGAACAGCAGCUGAUUACACCUUACCCCCGGAAACUUGAUUCUCGCAAGGAAGGUUCUUGCCGGUCACCUUUCUUAGCAAAACACUUGGAACCACGUUUACUUGCAUUAAGGGAUUAAACACUUGGGAGUCUUGAUUUAUACAAACAAAGCAGGCAUUUUUUUUUUAGUAAUACUUCGAACUUUCCACACAGACUAUAGCACAAUGAAGGAAUUGUUUGCAGUUCACCUUGUUUCUCCACAAAAAGCGGACAGGAUUUUCAAGGUUUUAUCCACUAGUCUGGGCUGUACCUGAGUAACUGGCUGCUUUUGCAUGCCCCAAUGCCUUCUCUAAUUAUUAGCAAGUGCAUUUAAAUAGAGCACUGCAUAUACCUAACUUUUGCUUUUUCUGUUCAAUGAACUCUAUCCAGACGCUCGCAUGUGGGUGGCCCUCGCGAGUUCUAAAUGCACUUCAUUGAAAAAAAAAAGAACGAGUGAAUGAUGUCGUGGUUUGGUUGGGGAAAGACUCGGCAAUUUGCUGUACGUUUAACUGUACAUAGCUGUGUAUACACGCGACUUUUCUGUUUUUUUGUUUGUUUUUAGAAUGUCUGUACAUAGGCUUUGUUGGCUGCCAUGUGAAAAAAACAUAUAUAUAUAUAUAAAUGGAGUGAAAUAAGAAAAAAAAGACCCCAUUGCACUUUGGCACUGGACUGAUCGAUGCGUUUCGUGGGGACAAGCUUACGCGCAACAUACACAUCUGCUGGGCAGUUUGUAUUUGUAUAUUUUGGUUUGUUCGAGCUAUUUUUGUCAAUGCGUGUGCUCGUUAUAGUGACUGCAUCUUACUGGAGGUGUUGCAAACUGAACCAUAGUGUGCUUGUAUACUGUGCAAGUUUUAUUUUCAUUUACUUUUAUUUAGUUUCCUUCUGAUGUGUACCGAUACACUUCGAAAUACACACACAGAAAAGAAAAGCUUGAAAAGCUUAAAAUUCCUUCAUAUUCUUUUUAAUCUUGUACAGCUGUUUGUAAUAAAAAAGUUUUUCUGCUGCCUGUAA
Molecule: messenger RNA, 9277 nt
Organism: Rhipicephalus microplus (southern cattle tick)
Lineage: Eukaryota; Metazoa; Arthropoda; Arachnida; Ixodida; Ixodidae
Gene: Atg1
Product: serine/threonine-protein kinase unc-51-like protein Atg1
Biological process (GO): response to starvation; protein autophosphorylation; axon extension
Cellular component (GO): autophagosome; phagophore assembly site; cytoplasm
Molecular function (GO): ATP binding; protein serine/threonine kinase activity
Source: RefSeq, a predicted model, not a curated record